Molecule: messenger RNA, 898 nt
Organism: Musa acuminata AAA Group (dessert banana)
Lineage: Eukaryota; Viridiplantae; Streptophyta; Magnoliopsida; Zingiberales; Musaceae
Product: probable glutathione S-transferase DHAR1, cytosolic
Exons: 6
Coding region: 90-746 (218 amino acids)
Biological process (GO): cellular oxidant detoxification; ascorbate glutathione cycle; protein glutathionylation
Molecular function (GO): glutathione dehydrogenase (ascorbate) activity
Source: RefSeq, a predicted model, not a curated record
GAAUUUUUAAAUAAAUAGCCAUCGAAGUAUCCGGAUCGCGGUGAUCCGUACCUGCGAUCCUCGCGCUGCUGCUUCAUCCGCUCACCGUAAUGGCCGCUGAGAAGCCCGUCGAGGUCUGCGUCAAGGCCGCCGUCGGCGUUCCUGACUCCCUCGGCGACUGCCCUUUUAGCCAGAGGGUUCUUCUGACGCUGGAGGAGAAGAAGAUUCCCUACGAUAUAAAGUUGUUGGACGUCAACAGCAAGCCGGAUUGGUUCUUGGAAAUAAGCCCGGAGGGUAAGGUGCCGGUGCUGAAGUUGGAUGACGGAAAGUGGGUUCCCGACUCCGAUGUGAUCACCCAAAUCUUAGAGGAGAAAUAUCCGAACCCUUCUCUCGUCACUCCUCCGGAGUACUCAUCAGUGGGAUCAAAAAUAUUUUCCUCUUUCAUAAAGUUCUUGAAAAGUAAGGAUGCUAAUGAUGGGUCGGAACAAGCUCUUCUUGAUGAGCUACAUGCAUUGGAUGAGCAUCUGAAACAGCAUGGCCCAUAUGUCAAUGGCGAGAACGUAUCAGCUGUGGACUUGAGCUUGGCACCUAAGUUGUACCAUCUCGUAAUUGUGCUUGAUCAUUUCAAAGGAUGGAAGGUUCCAGAGAAUCUUACCUAUGUUCAUGCUUACAUUAAGCUGCUCUUCAACCGGGAGUCGUUUGUGAAGACGAAGCCUCCAAAGGAGGAACACGUGAUUGCCGGAUGGGCACCAAAAGUUACUGCUUGAUCUGUGUAGUGUUUGUCAGGAAUAUGGCCUCCUGCUGCGUGUUCCCCUGUUUGUUUCUGUCUCUCACCUUUUAGCUACUUCGUUAUCCCGUGUAGAACCUUAAAUAAGAGCUCCUUUUAUGGUUGUCAGGAAUCUAUUAGAGUCGUUCACAA